Symbiodinium sp. CCMP2456 is the source of this 1953-nucleotide messenger RNA. The record is from the annotation of a GenBank genome assembly. NCBI's taxonomy places the organism in Eukaryota, Dinophyceae, Suessiales, Symbiodiniaceae.
AUGUCACUACAUGCUCCGCUGCUGCGGACCUUGGAAGCUCCCGGAGAGGCCUCCCCCACGAAGGAUGCCGUGGUCCAACAUUGGGCCGGCAAAUUGGAGGGCUGCACGCCAAUUCUUCAGCAGCUUCCCACUGAUCAACUUGGACCUUCUGAGCAACACCGCGAGGCAACGACCGUAUCGCUCACCUCUUCCACAAAAGGUCUGAUCUCGCCCGUCCUAAGCGAGGCAAUGGCGCACCUUGUGGGCGGCCUUGCAGCGUUGCUGGGGCGGUACAGCAUGGCCUCCGAGACAGUAGUCGGCCUUUGGCGCAGCGAUCUGGGCGAGACUGGCUGUCAGCCGUUGCGAGUCAGUCUGUUGAGGCAGCCACAGGACACAACGCCAGUGUGGCCAGCCGGCCCGGUUACCGAGGAGGAGAACUCCGUGAUUACGCCUUUAUCUUCUUUUGCUUCAGCACGCUGCCUCUUCGAGCGCAUCGGCACGGAGGCUGCGCUGUUCAAGGAUCCCAACUUGCUCUUGCAAGCGGAUGGCCUGCUAAAGCUGGACAGACUGACAAACUCCGAGGCACCAAACGGCAGUCUUCGACUGUGCCGGUCAAUGGAUGCUUUCGUUGUCCUCGGCACAGAAGCGAUGCCUGCAACAUCCGGUUCAAAGGCUGCGCUGAUGCUGGUGUGCACUCGGUGGCCACCGGCUCCGAAUUCAAACUCGAAGCUGGAGCUUCGUUGCCCACGUGGUCUGUUCUCUCCGGAUACCGUCGGCAGGAUGAUUCGACACCUUACGGCACUCCUGGAUGCCAUGGUGAGGUCGCCAACAAUUGCCAUUUGCCAGCUGCCACUGCAUGAGCCCACAUCGCCGGACGAAGCAGAAGUGUCGAGCUGGGCCGAUGCAUAUAGCUCUUCGUGCUACUGCCCACAAUCUGCGAGUCCUUUUUCUGCCGACCGCUCCAUGACAUCCAUGCUUGCGGCUACUGCAGCAGCGUCGCCUGAUGCCCUCGCAAUGGUCGACGACGGCACCGGGGCCACCUACACCUAUGAGGAAGUCUUGAAGAUGUCCAGUUCCAUCGCCCAUGGCCUUGCACGCACUGGGGUUCCCGUGGAUAGUCUGGUCCCCUUAAUGGCUUCAAGAAGUGUCGAGAUGAUCUUGGGAAUUCUCGGCAUCAUUCGGACUGGAAGUGGCUAUGUUCCUUUGGAUCUGCACUGGCCGGACGAUCGUCUUCAAGACGUAUUGCGCCAAUGCAGAUCGAAGGUGGUUCUCGCAUCUUCUGAUUGCCACAAGAAGCUUUCGCAAAUAGCCCUCGAGGUGGAGGUUUCGCAUGUUCUGGACAUUUCGAUGAAUGCAGCCAGUGGCGGUUACUUGGAAGACCGUGGCUCCGGCAGCUCACUCGUCUACGCGUUCUUCACCUCCGGCACCACUGGGAAGCCCAAAGGCGUGAUGGUCGAAAACAAAGGACUCGUUCAUCGGAUUCAUUGGUUUCAGCAGAAGUGGCCCCUCCGGCAAGGAGAAGGUGUUGUCUCCAAGGUGGCGUAUACCUUCGGCUUGUCUGAGUGGGAAAUCUUCUGGCCCCUUGUGGCUGGAGCUACACUCGUCAUCGCUCCACCAGGUGGCGAGAAAGACGCGGACUAUCUUCUUCGCCGUGCAUGCAACGCGUUCACUCCCCCGCCCCCAAAGGAAGAUGCUCGGCUGCUUGCUGGAAGGGGACCGUCUCCCGAUCUGAUCCACUGCGUGGCUGCACAUGUGUUCGUGCCUUCUAUGCUUCAGAUGGUCCUCGAGAAGUACGAUGAGCUGGAGGAAGAGGACUUGCAGCGCAAAGCUGAAGAGCAUCAUUCGGAAGGCACGUGGUGGCAUCACUCCAAAGCCCGGGAAGUGAUCACGUGUGGAGAAGCAUUGAGCCCGGCCCUGGCACAGAAAAUGUUCUCCCGUUUCCACUGCACGCUGACCAACUUGUACGGCCCCACA